AUGCCCCAACUUAUAUUAGAGAGAGAAUCUGCUAACUGGUCAAGUGGAAAUUUACAAAUUGAUGAAUUUAUUAGAAAAGCACAACAGUCAUUAUAUUAUACUCGAUACCAUGAACGGAUUCCAUAUAAUUUUUAUAUUCGAUACCCUGAAUGGAUUUCAUAUAAUUGUUUAACCAAAAUAAAACACAUUGGUAGAAGCGAAUUUGAAGCAAAAUUAGAAUAUGAAUCAACUUUCAAUUAUAGAAGUGCACUACCAAGAUUUGUUUUAUUGUUGUGUCUUAUAUGGAAUUCCUCAACAUCCGAAUAUAUGCUUGUGGAACCCUCAUCUCUAUGCAGCAAUUGUCAGCGUAAAGUGUUAAUAGGUAAAUGCUCUAACUGGUCAAGUGGAUGUUUAUUUAUUGAUGAAUUUAUUAGAAAAGCACAGCUGACAAUACCUUAUAAUCGAUAUCCUGAAUGGAUUCCAUAUGAUUCUUUCACCGAAAUAAAACAUAUUAGAGGCAAAUUUUGUGCAUUAAUUUCUGCAGAGUGGAGCAAAGAACCAAAAAAUAUUUAG
Racocetra persica is the source of this 552-nucleotide messenger RNA. Lineage: Eukaryota; Fungi; Glomeromycota; Glomeromycetes; Diversisporales; Gigasporaceae. The record is from the annotation of a GenBank genome assembly.